AUGGCGCCCAAGAAGCGGACCCUCGAGGUGCCGACGGUCACUCCAGAGGAGCUCGAGAAGGCGAAGGCACUGCUGAGGGACGCCGACGAGGCGAAGCGGGCUCGCUCGUCAAUGACGUAUUUUCUCGAGUCGCAGGGGCAGAAGCGCAAGUACGACGGGUGGCCCGUUGCCAAACGCAGGGAGUUCUUCCAGGCUUUCUUCGCGGAUAAGCUCGCGAAGGGAGGUACUUCGAAGACCACCAAGUCGAGCAUCCUGAGUACGAAGAACAAGAACACGACUGUGUGGUGGAGCCUUUCGAAGAUGAUCGCAGAGUUCGGCGAGCAGAAGGCCAAGGAGAAGGCCGAGUUGUUCGACAAGGAUGAGAAGAUGCAUCGCCCCGACAAGGAUACAGGCAAGGACGGGCAAUGGAGCAGGGAGUACCGCAUCGUCCUGGACAGCCACGAAGAGGGCGACGAGGAGCUAGACAUUCAGGAGGUCAACGCCGAGGAGAGCCUCGACACCGUGGAGACGCAGAAGGAGGCGGUGGACACCCUCAGGGACAUGCAGUCGUGCAAUGGCGCGGGCUCGUCGGCUUCUGGCACUGACGCCCCGCUGGCGAAAGUGAAGGAGGAGCCCGCGGAGAAGCCUGAAGCGAAGCCCGAGGAGAGCGCAACCUUCAAGGCCCUGCAGACCGAGGGGAGGAAGGUCGUGUGGAACGUCGGGAAGGCGCUGACCCAGGCAAAGCAUAUGUUCCUGGCGACCAAGGGCGGGAAGUUUGUCGGCGAGCUCAACAAGGAGAUCGGCCUGAACGUCAAGCAGCUCACGGAGGUCUUCAAGCUGGCCGAGGACAGCGUGUUGGAGGAUAGAGAGAAAGCAGAACUCUUGGCGGUGAGCGUGAAGAUCGACGAAGCCUUCGAUGCACUGAACGAGAACGUCGAGUGGUUCAACAAGUUUUUUGCAAAGGAGGGCCAGCAGAGGAAGGCGCCUCGAGGAAUUCGACACCGCCUCGCGCCCGAGCGGCGCGACGCCGCGGCCAGCGGAGCUGCGCAGGCCGUGCACGGGGGCAUCAAGCGCCGCAUGGAUACCGCAGAACACGACGAGAUCGAAGAGACGCCGUUCAACGACCUCUUGCGGAGGAGAUGGGCCAAGGGAACCCUCAGCAGCCCCGACGUCAUCCAGUUCGCGAAGGCCGCAGCCGCUCAGGGAGCGCAGCAUGUCGGCGCCUACGCUGGCCGCUCCAACCUGCAGGCCAAGCACGCGUUCAGAGAAGUAUGCCGUGCCAUUGGCACGCCAAUUGGAGCUCCGAGGAUAAGCUGGGUUGAGUUGAAGAGCAGCAACGGCGACGUGACUUUCCACCCGUUCGUCGACCCGAUCGACACUCUGGAGGCAUGGCACGCGAAGGGGCCCCUGGUGUUCGCACAGCGCCUCGCUGGCGAAGACGGCGAGACCGCCAAGUUCUGGCAUGGCCUUCGGGACCACGUGACCUACAAGUCCAACGCUUCGCGCAUCUCGUCCACCACGAUACCUUUGGGUUUCCACGGGGAUGGCGCCCCGACGACAAAAUCAGAAGGUCUGUUCACGCUGCAGUUCAACGGUUUGCUGGGCCAUGGCAGCACGGUUUCUACGAGAGACGUCAUUACUGUGUUCAAGAAAUCUGAGCUCGACGUAGACAUGUUUGAACAGCUGGUGGACCGACUUGCAUGGAGUUUCAACGCGUUGCUCACUGGGGUGAUGCCAGAUGUUCAACACAAUGGCUUGCCACACCCCGAAGCUGGUAGAAAACUGUGCAGUGGGCGAACGUUCGCCGCAAUUCAAAUGCGAGGCGAUUGGGAAUACUAUGCUGACUUCUUGUAUCUCAACAGGUGGAACAACGCAGAGUGCUGUUACUUGUGCGGCGCUACCCUCGGCGACGGCAGCAUGUGCUACACUCGCGCUGAUAUGGCCGCUGGUUGGAGAGCCACAAUGGCCACGCACAACAGCCACCUCCUGAGAUGCGUGCGCGGCGAUGUGAGACUCAGCAGCUUCUUCAAAAUCAAGUCAUUCAGAUUUGAAGGCAUCAUGGUGGACGUUCUUCACUCGCUGGACCUCGGCGUGGCGUGCCAUCUCAUAGCAAACGUGUUCGUGGAGAUACUGCAGCUUGGGCAGUGGGGGGCUAGCAGGGAGUCCCAGAUGAAGGGGCUCCAGGCCGACAUCGCGCACUGGUACAAGGCCCACGUGGACGCGCACAAGCUGCAGGGCAAGCUGAUCUUCACCAGGCUUCGCACCCAGGCCGAGUGGCCGAAGCUGAAGGCCCCGUGGUAG
Messenger RNA from Prorocentrum cordatum, 2280 nucleotides. NCBI's taxonomy places the organism in Eukaryota, Dinophyceae, Prorocentrales, Prorocentraceae. The record is from the annotation of a GenBank genome assembly.